Molecule: messenger RNA, 2101 nt
Organism: Ceratitis capitata (Mediterranean fruit fly)
Lineage: Eukaryota; Metazoa; Arthropoda; Insecta; Diptera; Tephritidae
Product: maltase A3
Exons: 6
Coding region: 221-1954 (577 amino acids)
Biological process (GO): carbohydrate metabolic process
Source: RefSeq, a predicted model, not a curated record
AAAAUCGGGAACACCGAACGUGGCCUAUAACGGUACCUCAUAAACCAUAUUAAUGGCGCAUUCAUAAAUUAAGUUGUACCUAUUAAUAUAAUUUUAUUGACUCCUUAUCGAGGCAUGAUUAUCCGGCUGUGGCCAAAGACUAAAAACCCUGUAUAAAAGCCAGAGUAAAAGAACUUUGUGUACAGAGUUUCACCGAGAAAGAACAUUUAUAUACUUAAAAAUGCGUAUAUUGAUAAAAUUCUUAACUUUAUUUACGCUAAUCCUCGCAGUCACAAGCGCGGUGGCCGCGGGAACAGCAUGGUGGGAGAGCGCAUCCUUUUACCAAAUCUAUCCACGCUCAUUCAAAGACAGCGACGGUGAUGGUAUUGGUGAUGUGAAAGGCAUUACACAACAGUUGGCCUACUUGAAGGAGAUCGGCAUUCACGCCACUUGGUUGUCUCCUAUUUUCACUUCACCCAUGGCUGACUUCGGUUAUGAUGUCGCGAAUUUCACUGAAAUCGAUCCAAUGUUCGGCACGCUAGAGGAUUUCGAGGAGCUCUUAGCGAAAGCCAAGGAGCUUGGUAUAAAAAUUAUUUUGGACUUUGUGCCCAAUCACACGAGUGACGAAUGCGAGUGGUUUAUCAAGUCAGCGCAGAAUGAUACUGAGUAUAAGGACUUUUAUGUUUGGCAUCCAGGCAAGAAUAACUCAAGAGAGCCACCAACGAAUUGGAUUAGUGUUUUCCGUGGCUCCACAUGGACGUGGCAUGAGGGACGUCAGGCCUACUAUCUACACCAGUUCCAUAGCAAGCAACCCGAUCUUAAUUACAACAACCCAAAAGUGCGCGAGGCGAUGAAGAAUGUGCUCCGCUACUGGAUACGCAAAGGCGUUGCUGGUUUUCGCGUGGAUGCUGUGCCCCACGUCUAUGAGAUCGCUGCUGAUGCCAAUGGCGACUGGCCGGAUGAACCGCGCAAUCCCGAUGUGAACGACCCAGAAGACUAUGAAUAUCUGCAACACAUCUACACAACACACCAGCCGGCCACGCUAGAUGUCGUCUACGAAUUCCGUCAGGUGCUGAAGGAGUUGGAUGAGGAACUUGGUGACGAUGAGCAUAUACUGUUAACCGAAGCUUAUGGUCCGCUGAGUGUGCUCAUGCAAUACUAUGGCAACGGCACGGUUGAUGGUUCACAAAUACCUUUCAACUUCGAGUUGAUCAGCAACGUGAAUAAUGAGUCCACUGCUUACGAUUACGCGCGAUUUAUACACAACUGGUUGGACCAAAUGCCCAAAGGAAGAGUGGCGAAUUGGGUGAUGGGAAAUCACGACCAAACUCGCAUUGCAGCGCGUCUUGGCAAAGAUCGCAUUGACUUGAUUAAUGUUUUAUUGAAGACUCUACCCGGUGUUAGUGUUACCUAUCAAGGUGAAGAGAUCGGCAUGUCGGAUGUUUGGAUUUCAUGGGAGGAGACCGUCGAUCCACAAGGUUGUCAAUCAAAUCCACAGGAGUAUGAGCGACUCACACGUGAUCCGGUACGUACACCCUUCCAAUGGAACGAUGGACAUAAAGCCGGCUUCACUGAAGGCCAAACCACUUGGUUGCCAAUUGCCAGCGACUACACAUUGGUGAAUGUCAAACGUCAACGUGGCAUUGCCAAUAGCCAUUUGAAUGUCUACAAACAGCUACAGAUUUUGCGUGACUCCAAGACGUUGCGCGAAGGCGAGGCCGAUAUCAAGGCGAUUAGUGAAGAUGUUUUGGGCGUAAAACGUUUCCUCGCUGGUGAACGCACUUACAUUGUUCUGUUGAACCUUAACAACAAUUUGGAGGCGAUCAAUCUGAAUGCAGCUUUCGGCGAUCUUACGCCACUAUUAGAAUACGUCUUAGUUACGGAUAGAAGCGCUCGUCGCAAGGGUGACAUAAUCCAUGCGGAUUCUAUUGUGCUGUUGCCUAAGGAAGCCGUUGUAUUGGGCACACUGAUUUAAGUCUGAUCAUUUUUUGACUAGUUUAAGUUUAGGCUGAAACCUAUUUAGAAUUAAAACUAUUUGUCCGAGAUAAAACGAAUAAUUAUAUUGUAAUUUUAAGAAAUUCCGAUUUUUGUAAUUUCUAAGCUCUGAAAUUGCAGUUUGAUU